CCUGUGUAUCACUCUCUCCCACAAACACACCACACUAUUAUUUAUCUUGUUCUUUACUGCUGUUAAUUCUAGAUAUGUUAUGUCAACCCCACACUGAUGUACCCACCUCUUCUUAUGUAUUUUCUUUUUUGUUUUUGUCUUAUGGUCUUAUGUUCUUGUAUGUCAUGAUGUAUGUAACAAUAGCUUUGGCAACACUGUUCCCAUAGUCAUGCUAAUAAAGCAACUUUGAAUUUGAGAGAGAGAGAGAAAUGGUGAAACCUUGCAUCAUAACUGCAAUUGUAUGUCUAACACUAAUUUUACUUUUUACUUUAUUUUUUUUCCCUCCAGAAAAUGCAAUCAAAGAUGGUAGAGUAUCAAGAGCAAUUGGGCUGUGCAAGAAGUUGGUGGGGCACUUCUCGCACAGUUGGAAGAAAAAGGCAGCACUCACUGAGGCACAGAAGGAGCUUAAGCUUCCUGAGCACUCUCUCAUUACUGAGUGCCCUACAAGAUGGGGGUCCAAAGAGAAAAUGAUUGCCAGAGUGCUGGAACAGAUGAAAGCCAUAUCGCAGGUAUUGACAGGUGACCGACAUGCACGCUCCCUCAUCCCAACCUGGCAGGAUGCUGAAGUGUUGGAGUCCAUUCAUAAGGCACUGCAUCCUCUCUCCGAAUUUACUGAUGCUCUUUCUGGAGAAGAGUAUGUGAGCAUCUCCUACCUCAAGCCAGUUCUCCAUCUUCUGGCAACAUCAGUCUUGGCUGAAGAUGCUGAGGACACUGAUCUGACUAGAUCAAUUAAAACCAAGGUCCUGGCAUACCUCAACGACAAGUAUAGUGACCUCAACACCCAGGAGCUUUUGGAUGUUGCGUCGUUCAUGGACCCUAGGUUCAAAACGCAAUACAUCAGCGCAGACAACCUUCCUGCCAUUAAGGCCCGACUGAAGACAGAAAUGGUGGAAUCGGCUAGACGUACACAUAAUCAGGAGAAGAGGUCUCGCACUGAAACUGCUCAAAAUUCCCCAAGUGCACAGGCCUCUGGGGGAAAGGCAAAGAAGACUCUUGGUAGUCUUUUUAAAACCAGUGCGGCCUCUUCAGCUUUGCCUCUGCCACUUGAAGAUGUCGUGGAGGCAGAGUUGAAUAGUUACCUGUUGACCCCUGUCAUUGACGGAGAGGAUGAUCCCUUAGCCUGGUGGAAGGUGCACAACAUUCACUUUCCACGACUGUGGAAGAUGGCCCGCAAAUAUCUGUGUGUGCCAGCCACAAGUGCCCCCUCAGAGCGUCUGUUCAGCACUGGAGGGAAUAUAGUGACCUGCACUCGCUCAUCCUUAAAGCCAGAAAAAGUAGAUAUGCUGGUCUUCCUAGCAAAAAACCUGUGA
Molecule: messenger RNA, 1349 nt
Organism: Pelmatolapia mariae (spotted tilapia)
Lineage: Eukaryota; Metazoa; Chordata; Actinopteri; Cichliformes; Cichlidae
Product: E3 SUMO-protein ligase ZBED1-like
Exons: 2
Coding region: 249-1349 (366 amino acids)
Molecular function (GO): protein dimerization activity
Source: RefSeq, a predicted model, not a curated record